Messenger RNA from Eriocheir sinensis (Chinese mitten crab), 1379 nucleotides. Its product is annotated as actin, muscle-like. The coding region runs from base 67 to 1197 and encodes 376 amino acids. The record is from RefSeq and is a predicted model, not a curated record. The transcript has 2 exons. NCBI's taxonomy places the organism in Eukaryota, Metazoa, Arthropoda, Malacostraca, Decapoda, Varunidae.
UUCCCUUAGUGUACUUCAGACUCAGGAUACGAAAGGACCUGUCCCGUCUGAUCCACCUACACCACCAUGUGCGACGACGAUGCUACUGCCCUUGUCGUGGACAACGGCUCCGGGAUGGUCAAGGCUGGCUUCGCCGGCGACGACGCUCCCAGGGCCGUGUUCCCUUCCAUCGUCGGCCGACCUCGUCACCAGGGUGUGAUGGUGGGCAUGGGUCAGAAGGACGCCUACGUCGGCGACGAGGCGCAGAGCAAGCGAGGUAUCCUGACUCUCAAGUACCCCAUCGAACAUGGCAUCAUCACCAACUGGGACGACAUGGAGAAGAUCUGGCACCACUCUUUCUACAACGAACUCCGCGUUGCCCCUGAGGAGUCUCCAGUCCUCCUCACUGAGGCUCCCCUCAAUCCCAAGGCCAACCGUGAGAAGAUGACCCAGAUUAUGUUCGAAACUUUCAACACCCCCGCCAUGUACGUGGCCAUCCAGGCUGUGCUGUCCCUGUACGCCUCUGGCCGUACCACUGGCAUCGUGCUCGAUACUGGAGAUGGGGUUACCCACACUGUUCCCAUCUACGAGGGGUACUGCCUUCCCCACGCCAUCCUUCGCCUCGACCUAGCUGGACGUGACCUGACUGCUUAUCUCAUGAAGAUCAUGACUGAGCGUGGCUACUCCUUCACCACCACGGCUGAGCGAGAAAUCGUUCGAGAUAUCAAGGAGAAGCUUUGCUAUGUUGCUCUCGACUUCGAAAACGAAAUGAAUCUGGCAGCUGCAUCAUCUUCCCUUGAAAAAUCAUACGAGCUGCCCGACGGUCAGGUCAUCACCAUCGGCAACGAGCGCUUCCGCUGCCCCGAGUCCCUCUUCCAGCCUUCCUUCCUGGGUAUGGAAUCCGUUGGCAUCCACGAGACCGUUUACAACUCCAUCAUGAGGUGUGACAUUGAUAUCAGGAAGGACCUGUUCGCCAACAACGUUCUGUCUGGCGGCACUACCAUGUACCCUGGUAUUGCUGAUCGCAUGCAAAAGGAAAUCACUGCCCUGGCUCCAUCUACCAUAAAAAUUAAGAUCAUUGCCCCUCCUGAACGGAAAUACUCCGUCUGGAUCGGCGGCUCUAUCUUGGCCUCUCUGUCCACCUUCCAGGCCAUGUGGAUCACCAAGGAAGAGUACGAUGAAUCUGGCCCCGGAAUUGUCCACCGCAAGUGCUUCUAAGAAGCUAAUUCUGUAAGAAGUUUCAAAUACAAUUUUAUUUUGAAAUAAACUAUACGCUUUCAAAUUAUAUCAAACAAGAUCUUUUAAGUUUUAUCAUGUUUUGUUUCGUUGUGGGUCAUCUCAAUUGAUUUUUUUUAAGUUACCAAUUUGCGUUUCAAUAUUUAAAAUAUUUAUUUAACAAA